AUGUCUUCCGACGAUGUCCCCGUCUCUCAACACAAGCCCUCGUCAACCAGUUUCGCAGAUGUCUUCAAGAAUUUAGGUGUCGGUCGACCCAAAUCGCAUUCCCCAGUCUCUCUGCAAGAAAGCAGCAGCGAGUCUCCGUCUCAUCCCGAUUGUCGCGCAACCCACAGGCUCAUAUACGGUCUAGACUCAAUGCAUCGGGGUAGCGUGGUGUCGAGUUCCUCGGACAUUCCCAGUGCUCCGGACUUCGAUGCGUCUCUGCAAGCCUUGUCGCAAAGACAGAACCUGGCCCAAGCCAUUGAAGAGUCCGAACUUCUUGCCAAGACUCUUCAAUGGUUUAGCUCUGAGCAGUCCGUGGUAUUAUGGGAAGCUGCUGAGUAUCUUCUGCAUUAUGAAGGUUCCUUGGAUGCGCAGAAAGGCGGAGCGAAAUUACUAGAGGCAAUCGCAGCCCGCCAAGAUCUCUCACCGGCUGCGAGACGCAUGGUUUUUGAAUCAAUCGCUUCGCCUGUUGAACCUGAGGUAGUCGCUUCGCGUGUCCAGUCACUCAUUUCCUUGUCCGAUCAUGGUAGGAAAUUGGAUUUCACGGGCUCUUCUAUCUUGCAUAUCAUUUCGUCUUGGAUUCUCCCACUGUACGAUAUGAUUGCAACUACACGGUCCAAAUCCAAGAAAUCCAAGCCUACAAAACAGCACAGCAUGACCCAUGACGAAGAAAUGCUUGGAGAUCUCUUCCAGUUUGCUGUUGACCUGAUUACAUUGCAGCGAAAACAACCAAGUCAAUCGGAAAUCGAACUUCUUCUUGCGGAAACAUUCACCACGUGCAGAAGGACCAGCGUCGCCGCUGACAUAAAAAAUUCACUGGCUGUCUUUGACGCUGUGAUUGUGUACGCCGAUGUGCCUGACGCAAGCUUUGCUACUCUCUUGGAGGUUCUCUGCAGUAUCCACGCAUCAGUCAAGUCUCUCUCUGGGCCCACUUCCCGGGCAGUCCGCAGUUUAGCCAAAUCGCGACGACAGGAAGAGAUGGUGAAUACUCUACAUGAGUUUUUGAGAGAUUCUUGUUCCGCUGAGCAAACCCGCAAUCUCAAUGUUCUCCGAGGCACACUUUAUGUGUUCUCGGAUUUCCUUCGUGCAUAUGGGCAAGAUGGCAUGCCUGAGCUUCCAUUUGACCAAUUGAUAGAAUCUUUGCAUGCAAUUUCCCAGAAGGAUGACAGCCGAGUAGAUGCUGAUAUCUUGGAUUUGUGCUUGAACAUUCUUGAAGGAGACUAUGUUCACAUAGCAUUGAAUCACGAUUGGAAGGUAUUUGCCGACCUCCUCAUGAUCUGCUCUCGCAGAAUCGGGAGUGAUUCUGCUGGUUCUCCCACUUCCUCUACAAACUCACCACUGAAAAGCGCCCACGACGAAACCAAAUCUUACAUUCUGGCGAAUUUGAUCCGCAUCUCUACCGUCAUUGAAUCACACUGGGGGCAACUCACCAAUGAGCAAAAGCAACAUACAGUCGGAUUCUUUUUAAAAAUCUAUCAGCACGUCGAGCCUCCGCAAGCCGAGCUGAUUAUCAAUUCCAUAAGGAAGGACAAGCUUUGUUGCCCUUCUGACAACCCAACCUGGGUUCAGCAUUGUCACGAGUUGAUCGAGUGUUUUGUUCAACCUCGAAAACAGAGCUCAGACAUUCGCAUAUUAGCCUUGGACACUUUAAAGGAAGCCUUGUCCGGCCAUGAAGCUUUAAUGUUCUCUCAAGACCACGGUAUUCUGAGUCUCUUGCUGAGGGAUUUUUCUUCUGAGCAUGACCUCCUUUUCUUGGAAUCGCUGGUUUCAUUGUUGACGGAGCCAGCGACACAGCACGCCGACGAUGAAACAUUCCAAUUGCUUGUCAACACUAUUGCAGCACCAAUGGAGAAGGAUUUGAGCAAGGACGAAUCGCGGGAAGCCACUUCUAGUCAUUCAUCCUCGCGUCGAACAUCAACAACAAGCGUGCUGGAGCUUAGCUUGACCAAUGUCUGUUCUGUGGGCCUUGUAAAAAUGAUGCUGCGUGCCUUGAGCUCUUUUUCGGCAAAGGCUAUUAUGGCAUUCGAGGUACUACUAGAGAUUGCGCAAUCUCCAACCCGACCAACAGACUCUCGUCUCACGGCACUGAAGCUGCUUUUCCGCCUGCGCUGUGACUCGGCCGGAGCAGUCACUGUCAUCUCAACAUCAGAAAGUGAUUUCUUGAUGAAUGUUCUGGGCCGUAACCUUGACGGGGGCUCUAAAUUACAAACCUCGAGCGACAGUCCAUCCCGUGACCAACCACAUAACGAAAGUCUCCCGGUCUCGCCGACCACGAAGCUUCCAACAAGAGAGGCCACGCCCAGCGCUGCUUCAAAAACGGCUCCGCGGGGCUCGGUCUCUGCGCGUGGGUCCAAGCUCACAGCCCCGGCGUGGACGCAUGCUUUGCCUCAGGUACUUCCCGAGCAACCCCCCGGAGAGUCCAGUCCUGUGGUAUUUGCCCACGCUCAGCCCGAGGUAUCAAAUCCCUCGGAGGUGACCGAUGAGGAUGAAUCGACGGAAUCGACACCCCUUGAGCCAAAGGAAAUUGGACUUCUGAGGGUCAAGAUGUGGCUUGAGCUCGUGAUCACCCUGCUCCAGCGAGAGCCUGAUUGGGAUGUGUACAGUUAUGUCCUGACUCAUCUUGGGCCUCAGCUUGGUAACAAGGAAUUUUUCAAGGAUGCGAUCCCGCAAGUCACAUUUCUUCGCAGUAUUUUGUGUGAUCAGGUUAAGAACGGGACUUUCCAUGAACCACCUGAGACCACUGGUCUCAAGAAGAGCGAUGUCGCUGCCUGUAUAUUCGAUGCGCUCUGCAUGCUCGUCAGUUAUCACGACCACUUCGCCAAAAGUGAAGAGGACGAUUUAGUCAGAGCGUUCAUGCAAGGAAUCAUCGGCUCGUGGGGAGGUACCUCUCGCGGCUGUAUUCAAGCCUUGUCAAUUUGCUGCCAUGAAAUUCCAAUGUCUGUCACCAAAUCGUUGACAAGCAUUCUUGACAGAAUGUCAAAGGUGAUUACGAUGUCAAAUGUUGCAGUCCACAUUUUGGAAUUCUUGGCUCUUCUCGCACGACUUCCUGAUGUGUACGUCAAUUUGCGCGAAGAAGAGAUCCGAACGGUAUUUGGCAUCUGCAUUCGCUUCUUGCAAACCUCCAGAGAGCAACGCUACAGAGCCGCUGAGUCGGCUUUACGGGCGUCUCAGUCGGCCCAGUCGGUCCAGUCUCCUCAAUCCAGACUCAGCGCUGGCUCAAAGGAAAUCGCUGCACAUGCCGCUGAAGCUAUGGAGUCUUCUCAGGAUGGCAUGGCUAAGUACAUCGCCAAUCUCACUCAUCAUGUCAUGAUCUUCUGGUUCUUGUCUCUGAAACUUCAGGAUAGGCCCAAGCAUGUGAACUGGAUUACAAGCAGGUUGAUAUACCGCGAUGAGCAUAGCAAGGAGGUGGUUGAGGAACAAAGUCAGGUUUUCAUUGAUCUGAUGCAGCGAGUGGCAUACUCAGAUCUCGGAGAGACCGUACCGUUUAGUGAAUUCCCUCCUUCGCAUGAUGAUGGCCCCGUGUCCAAGAAAUCUUGGGUAGUGGGCAUGAGUAUUGUCACCGUUGAAAGUGCCGGGUGCUCUGGGUUGUCUCAAAUCACAAAGCGCCAGGCAUCUGGAACCACAUACUCUGUCUAUCAGCAAAGGACAGCCCCAGUCCUCCCGCAUCAAGUUCCACCAACUCCAGACUCUCACUUGCACUCCGACUCUAUGCCAACUGCCGUCCUUCCUAGUCAUAUCAUGCUUCAACUGAGUGCUACUGCCUUCCCCAGUCCUACAGUCAUGCAACCUAUUCCGGUCCCGGAGGAUGAUAUCACGCGUCGUGCUAUUGGUAACUUUGAUCGGACCGACAUUGUUGAUGGACACCGAAUCGGCAUCGUGUUUAUCGGCAAUGGCCAGACCAAGGAGGCGGACAUCUUAGCCAACACUGGUGGUUCUGCCGAUUAUGAGCACAUGCUGGUCGGGUUAGGAACCGAGGUAUCCCUCCGAAAUCCUCAGUUCAACCCACAGGGACUUUAUGCCGACACCGAUGGAGAAACCACCUAUGCCUGGCGCGAUCGUGUCACAGAAAUUGUGUACCACGUUGCAACCAUGAUGCCUACGGAUCUUGAUCGGGACCCAGCCUGUAUCAACAAAAAGCGAAACAUCGGCAAUAACCAUGUCACCAUCGUCUUCAAUCGUUCGAACCUCCCCUUCAAUUUCGACACAAUUCCGUCCGAGUUCAACUCCAUCAACAUCGUCAUCACUCCAUCAUCGCGGAUUGCUUACGACGCAAAUGGGAAUGCUGAUGGCGAAACUGAUCCGAAGAAGCUGUAUUACAGCGUCCAAGUUAUCAGCAAGCCUGGUUUCCCUGACGUAUCACCUGCCGCGACACCCAAGAUCAUUUCCGGCAAGAAUCUGGCCGCCUUUGUUCGGAUCCUUGCGUUGAAUGCGUCCGUCUUCUCUCUGGUCUGGGAUAACAAGGGUGGCGAGCAUACAUCCUCCUGGCGAACUCGACUACGAGAAAUCAAGAAGGUUCGUGAGCGAGCACUCGCGGCACAAGCCCAAUCGUUUGAGGCUGCCGAGGGGGCCUACCCUGGCCAGCGGCGCAACACUAAGCCGAACAUCUUUUCGGAGGAGCUGCCGUCGCGCACUCCAAUCCAAACCGACUUCGCUUCGGACUGGAACGCUGCUGCAGACACGAACAUCCUACAAAAUUUGGAUUUCUCCCGCUGGUCGCGUUGA
Molecule: messenger RNA, 4758 nt
Organism: Penicillium olsonii
Lineage: Eukaryota; Fungi; Ascomycota; Eurotiomycetes; Eurotiales; Aspergillaceae
Source: the annotation of a GenBank genome assembly